UAACUACAGUUAUCAGCUCAUAAAGUUGAGCAGUCCAGCUUUUCUUACUGUGAAGAUAAAUUUCUCACCGCCACACCCUGUUUGUCUGUAGUGAGCCUGUUAGGGCCAUUUCCUUUUCUAUAAGGGUUUACAUUUCCCCCGAGGUGCUCUCAGAAAGAUCGGGCAUGGCAUAAGAAGGAGUAGAUCGCAUAUUUUAAUCAUGACAAAGCACUGGCACAUGGUGUAUCUGUGGGGUGUUUGGCACUUCCAGACCCUUAAUGUAGCAGCUUUCAACCUGGACACUGAGAAUGUUCUGCAGAGAAAUGGAGAUCCGGGAAGCCUGUUUGGAUUUUCUGUUGCCUUUCACCAGCAGCUGAGCCCUGCCAGAAAGAACCUAUUGCUAGUUGGAGCUCCACGAUCAAAACACCAGAAGCAGGUGAACAUUACAGGUGUUGUUUACCAGUGUGACCUGACCACAACAUCUGAGCACUGUCAGCCCAUUGAGUUUAAUAGUGAAGAGUUCCUCAAUAGUAAAGGCAUUAACGAUCAGUGGAUGGGAGUUAGAGUGACGAGCCAAGGUCCUGGUCAAAAUGUAAUGACUUGUGCUCAUCGAUACCAGCAGUGGAGUCCAAACCCAAGCGUUGAUGUCCCUCGCCUGGUGACGGGUCAGUGCUAUCUCUUAGGAGAUGACCUGAAGGUUGGGAAGGAAGAGAGGACGUGGAGGAGGGUCGUUUGUGAUUCUGAGCACCUCACCAGACGUCGCAAGGACCAUGAGUGGUUUGCGUACUGCCAGCAGGGUCACGGAGCAUCUUUCGCAAAGGACAAUAGGACACUGUUGUUUGGGGCACCUGGUGCUUAUCAGUGGAAAGGAAUUGUACGACAGGAACUCUUGGACAACCUGGACAUCUUGGGUGAAGAUCCUCGUGAAACUGGGGAUAUAGACCUGUUUAACCAGAGGCUCAUUCCACUUCAGAGAAACAGCUACCUGGGAUUCUCCAUUGACUCUAGUAUGGGCCUGAUCAGGAAAGGUGAGCUGACGAUCGUUUCCGGAGCACCCAGAGGAGGCUACAGUGGCCAGGUGGCAUUUCUUAAGGCGGAUCCUGUGGCAAAGAGAAGUUUGUCUGUGGAGUUAGUCCUCUCUGGUCCGGGCCUGGCCUCCUCCUUUGGCUAUGAUGUGGCAGUGGUAGAUGUCAAUAGUGACGGAUGGGACGACCUUGCUGUAGGAGCACCACAGUUCUUUGUCAAAGAUGGUUCGGUCGGAGGAGCAGUUUACAUCUAUAUUAACAACAAAGGAAAAAACUGGGGGGAUGUUGUUCCAACGCAGCUUCUUGGACAUGAAGACUCCAUGUUUGGCUUCGCAGUGGAAAACAUAGGAGACAUCAACCAAGACGGUUAUGGAGAUAUUGCCGUGGGGGCACCAUAUGAUGGAUCUGGUCAAGUAUAUCUCUACUGUGGCUCAACAGAUGGUAUCAACAAAAAGCCAGCACAGGUACUCUCACCAGGAUCCAAAAGAACUACUCUGUUUGGAUAUUCUCUGUCUGGCAACUUGGACGUGGAUGACAAUCAGUACCCUGAUUUGGCUGUGGGAUCUCUCUCAGAUUCUAUUUUUGUUUACAGAGCAAGGCCAGUGGUCAGUGUGAGCAUCUCUCUACAGGUGACACCAAGCGAAAUAGACAUCGCAAAAGAACAAUGUGAUAAACGCACAUGUUAUUUUGCAGCUCAGGCGUGCUUCACCUACACAGCACAUCCGGCAUCGCUCAACCCCAAACUGAUGGUCAACUACACCUUUGAGGGUGAUGCUGAGAGGAAGAAACUGAGUCUUCAUCCCAGAGUCGACUUUAUGGGUUCAUCUCAAGGAAGAGUGGAGCUGCCAGGACAAGGGACAAAAAUCUGCACUGACACCAAGCUCCGACUUCUGCGUGAUUUCAAAGACAGUCUGCACAGCAUCCCCGUCUCUGUCACUGUGUCUCUGCUGAGCUCCAGUCAAACAACCAGGACGAGUGCAGAUCUUCCCAACGUUACUCCUGUCCUCAACCUCCACCAGCAGAUGAGCUCUGUCUCAGAGAUUAACCUAAUAAACAAGGGCUGUGGCAGCGACAACAUUUGCCAAAGUAACCUAGAGUUACAGUACAAGUUCUGUUCCAGAAAAAUACAAAAUGAUCAAAAUGUUUUCACGUCACUGCCCAGAGAGGAUGGCGUAGCAGUCAUCACGCCCUCUGAUGAAGACAUAGGUUUAGAAAUCACUGUGACUAACAGAAAUGGGGAUGACGCACACCAGAGUCACGCAAGCAUCAUGCUCCCAGAGACUCUGCAUUACUCCUCCAUUGUCUACAAUGCCGCAGCAGAAACACAAGUGAGUUGUACAGCCAACGACAAAGGAACACAAAUAGACUGUGAACUGGGAAAUCCUCUCCAAAGAGAUGCUGAAGUUACUUUUUAUGUCAUGCUCACAACGUCUAGCAUUUCACUGAAUACAAAAUAUGUCAACGUCAGCCUGCAGCUUGAAACGACAAGUGUGCAGACCAUACAACCAGUGAAGGCAUUAGCCAAAGUGGUUUUUGUGCUGCAGCUUCAGGUAUAUGGACUAGCCAGGCCUUCCCAAGUGUCACUUGGUGAAAGCUUGAUGGGUGAAAGUGCCAUAAAGUCAGUGGAUGAAAUUGGAAUGCCGGUUAAUUAUGAUUUUAGGAUAACAAAUUUGGGCAGACCGCUCAAAUCUUUCGCCAAUGCAUCUUUAAACAUCCACUGGCCAAAAGAGAAUUCUGUAGGAAAAUGGGUCCUGUACUUGACUCAGAUCACCAGUAAAGGUGUACAGUCCGUCCUCUGCUCACCUGUUAGUGAAGUCAAUCCACUUAAACAUGCAAAGGGUUGGCAUGACUCCUCAAGGAAAAGACGUGAAGCUGAACAUGAAGCCCUCUCUACUGAUGGGUUCUCAUUUCUUCCAACAAGAAGGAAAUACAAAACCCUGACCUGCUCAGAUGGACUGAAGUGUGUGGAGAUACGCUGCCCUCUGCUGGGCCUGGAUAGUACGGCAGUGGUGUCUUUACAUUCACAACUCUGGAACACAACUUUUACUGAGGAUUACAGCUCUUUGAAUUAUCUUGACAUUGUUGUGGAUGCCACCCUCAGUUUAACCAACUCUCCUGAGAAUAUUGGACUUAAACCAGAGAAGCCUGGGACGAAGGUGAGACUGACAGUGUUUCUUGAGAGAAAGACUGAAUACUUCACCACUGUUGCCUGGUGGAUAAUCUUCCUAACAGUCAUUGCUUUGCUCCUGUUGUUGGCAGUCUUUGGCUACCUGUUGUGGAAGCGUGAAUGCACCAGCUGUCUUCCGGAUAACAAGAAGCCGUCACACAAAGAUCCAAACUCGGAGACCGCUCCUCUAAAAGGCUAAAAGGAGAAACAACAGGCGGCCUGAUGCCUCAGUGACUCCAGCAUGACAGAAAACCUCCACUUCCAGACUGUUAUAACCAGCUAUCUCCACAUGGGGGCAACAGUGACCACAAAAGGCAAAGACAACAAAGAAACCACGGAGAAGGUGAGCCCGCUGGUUGCCG
Messenger RNA from Toxotes jaculatrix (banded archerfish), 3533 nucleotides. Its product is annotated as integrin alpha-6-like. Gene Ontology annotation, cellular component: integrin complex; external side of plasma membrane. The record is from RefSeq and is a predicted model, not a curated record. Gene Ontology annotation, biological process: cell-cell adhesion; leukocyte migration; integrin-mediated signaling pathway. Gene Ontology annotation, molecular function: integrin binding. NCBI's taxonomy places the organism in Eukaryota, Metazoa, Chordata, Actinopteri, Toxotidae. Bases 200 to 3370 code for a protein of 1056 amino acids. The transcript is spliced from 26 exons.